AUGUCGCUCGAAAAAUACCAGACGGAGCUCAUCGAGCACGGCAUGUCCGCCGGUGCGCUCAAGUUCGGGACCUUCACCCUCAAAUCAGGCCGGACCUCGCCCUACUUCUUCAACGCCGGCCUGCUCGCGUCCGGGCCCGUGCUCGACACGCUGUGCUCCGCGUACGCCGCGACGAUCGCGCGCGCGCUCAAGGCGUCGCCCGGGCUGCCCGCGUUCGACGUGCUCUUCGGGCCCGCGUACAAGGGCAUCCCGUUCGCGGCGGGGACCGCGCUGCUGCUGCACCGCGACCACGGCAUCACCGUCGGGUUCGCGUACGACCGCAAGGAGGCGAAGGAUCAUGGGGAGGGCGGGAUCCUCGUGGGCGCGCCGGUGAAGGGCAAGCGCGUGCUGGUGCUGGACGACGUCGCGACGGCGGGCACGGCGAUCCGUCAGGCGAUUGAGACUGUGACGAAGGAGGGGGGCGAGGUCGUUGGCGCGGUGUUGAUGCUCGACAGGCAGGAAGUGGGGAAGGAGGGGAAGAGCACACUUGCGGAGGUGGAGGCGCUGCUGGGCGGGAAGGGGCGUGUGCCGACGAUCCUGCGGAUGAAGGACCUCAUGAAGUGGCUGCAGGAGCACGGACGGACGGAGGAGCUUGCGAAGAUGCAGGAGUACUGGGAGCAAUACGGCGCGAAGGAGAGCGAAUGA
Molecule: messenger RNA, 684 nt
Organism: Trametes versicolor FP-101664 SS1
Lineage: Eukaryota; Fungi; Basidiomycota; Agaricomycetes; Polyporales; Polyporaceae
Product: orotate phosphoribosyltransferase
Exons: 2
Coding region: 1-684 (227 amino acids)
Biological process (GO): pyrimidine ribonucleoside biosynthetic process; 'de novo' pyrimidine nucleobase biosynthetic process; pyrimidine nucleotide biosynthetic process
Cellular component (GO): cytoplasm
Molecular function (GO): orotate phosphoribosyltransferase activity
Source: RefSeq, a predicted model, not a curated record